AACACUACAUCUACGUGUAUUGCAACGAGUGGGUACUCUCUGGGGUGGUUGCUGUCAAAAGACCGGCUUUCGUAUAUUGUGGAAAAUAUUAAUGGUCUUAAUAUUUUUUGGUCGUAUUAAUUGAUUGAAUUUUUGUGCAUCUCUUUUAAGAGAAAGAGCUAACACAAGAUGACAGUUGCAUUGCUGAAGUCACAAAUUCUUCACAUGAGUAUUGAGAAGCAGGAAACUCUUCUUAAAUUAGCUAUCCUCACUGUUGCUGCAAUACUUUCAUUCUCAACAAGAUUGUUUUCUGUACUACGGUUUGAAAGUGUUAUCCAUGAAUUUGAUCCUUAUUUUAAUUACCGGACAACAAAAUAUCUGGCUGAAGAAGGAUUCUACAAAUUCCACAAUUGGUUUGAUGAACGAGCAUGGUAUCCGCUUGGCAGAAUCAUUGGUGGUACCAUAUACCCUGGUUUAAUGUUGACAUCUGCUGUUCUGUACCAUGUUAUGAACUUUUUACACAUCUCAAUUGAUGUGAGGAAUGUCUGUGUCUUUUUGGCUCCACUGUUUUCCAGCUUGACAACUAUUGUUACUUUCUUUCUUACAAGAGAACUAAAGGGUACUGGUGCUGGAUUAGUUGCUGCCUCUAUGAUUGCAAUUGUACCUGGUUAUAUCUCACGUUCAGUCGCCGGUUCUUACGAUAACGAAGGAAUUGCAAUUUUCUGUAUGCUGCUCACCUAUUUCUUUUGGAUUAAGUCGGUCAAAACAGGGUCUCUAUUAUGGAGUGCACUCUGCGCACUUGCUUACUUCUACAUGGUUUCGUCUUGGGGAGGUUAUGUAUUCUUGAUUAAUUUGAUUCCCCUACACGUCCUCACGUUGAUCCUUACUGGUCGGUUCUCUCAUCGUGUGUAUGUGGCCUAUAGUGCUGUCUACACUCUGGGCACCUUGCUUUCUAUGCAAGUCGCUUUCGUCGGUUUCCAACCAGUUCAGAGCUCGGAGCACAUGCUGGCAUUUGGUGUCUUUGGUUUAUGUCAGCUGCAUGCGUUCACAGACUAUGUACGUAGCCGUUUAACGGCUGAACAAUUUGAUGUUCUAUUCCGAUCUGUUUUGAUGGCCGCUGGAAGUGUUGCUCUGGCUGCAAUGGGAAUCCUCACCAUUACAGGAAAAAUUGCUCCCUGGACUGGUCGCUUCUAUUCUCUACUGGAUCCAUCGUACGCUAAGAAUCACAUCCCUAUUAUUGCUUCGGUAUCUGAGCAUCAGCCUACGUCAUGGAGUUCCUUCUACUUUGACCUUCAGCUCUUGGUGUUCCUUUUCCCUGCCGGAUUGUACUAUUGUUUCGCCAAACUUACAGAUGCCAACAUUUUCAUCAUCCUCUACGGCGUGACUUCAAUUUACUUCGCCGGGGUGAUGGUACGCUUGAUGCUAGUCCUCGCUCCGGUAAUGUGCAUAUUGUCCGGUAUUGCCGUUUCGACUGCUCUGGGCAGUCAAAUGAAGUAUUUAGACUCUCCGCGCCAGGGAAGUCAAUCAGCUGCUGAAAAGAAACCUAAGAAAGGCGAAGCAGUCGUUCCAUUUCGUUCUGAAGUGGCCUGGACUUUCACAGUGUUGAUUUCACUUUUUCUGGUGAGUUACACAUUUCACUGCACUUGGGUAACAUCUGAGGCUUACAGCUCACCUAGCAUCGUUUUGUCUGCUCGUGGUCAUGAUGGUUCUCGGAUCAUCUUUGAUGACUUCCGCGAAGCUUAUUAUUGGCUGAGAAUGAACACUCCCGAGGAUUCACGAGUAAUGUCUUGGUGGGAUUACGGAUACCAAAUAUCAGCGAUGGCCAAUCGAACAAUUAUUGUCGACAAUAAUACAUGGAACAAUACACACAUUUCCCGCGUUGGACAGGCAAUGGCUUCUACAGAAGAUAAGGCUUACGAGAUCAUGAGGGAACUAGACGUUGAUUACGUACUCGUUAUAUUUGGUGGAUUGACCGGUUACUCUUCGGAUGAUAUCAACAAGUUUCUUUGGAUGGUACGAAUCGGUGGUAGCACGGAUCGUGGCAAGCAUAUUAAGGAAAAUGACUAUUAUACACCUUCUGGAGAGUUUCGAGUUGACCAGGAAGGAUCGUCUACGCUGUUGAAUUGUCUCAUGUACAAAAUGAGUUACUACAAAUUUGGAUCUGUCUACACUGAAGGAGGAAAACCACCGGGUUAUGAUCGAGUACGUAACGCGGAAAUCGGAAACAAAGACUUCGAACUUGACGUGCUAGAAGAGGCUUAUACAACCGAGCACUGGCUUGUACGAAUCUAUAAAGUAAAGAAGCUACCCAAUCGUGGUGUAUAAGUAAAUGUUAAUCAUUGGACCACACGUUCCCCGCCUCUCGUGUUCGCUUGUCAUAAAAACGUUGGUGCACAAUGGUCAAGCAAAUAAACAAAACAACUUUUCUUUCCAAUUGAA
Daphnia pulicaria is the source of this 2418-nucleotide messenger RNA. RefSeq names its product dolichyl-diphosphooligosaccharide--protein glycosyltransferase subunit STT3A-like (gene Stt3A). NCBI's taxonomy places the organism in Eukaryota, Metazoa, Arthropoda, Branchiopoda, Diplostraca, Daphniidae. Bases 169 to 2304 code for a protein of 711 amino acids. Gene Ontology annotation, molecular function: dolichyl-diphosphooligosaccharide-protein glycotransferase activity. Gene Ontology annotation, cellular component: membrane. The transcript has 13 exons. Gene Ontology annotation, biological process: post-translational protein modification. The record is from RefSeq and is a predicted model, not a curated record.